AGUGUGUUCGUAUCUCGUAAUAACAUUCGAAAUUAGUUGGUUCUAAGUUUGUCUAACUUUCAAUUUCCAUAUUUUAUUAACUUUGAUGGUGCAGAUUGCAGAUUAUAUAUAGUUUGUGUGAGAAAACAGUAUGGUGGGUAGAAAGAAGAAAACAAAAAGACCACAGGAGGAAGAUUUGAUUAGCAACUUACACGAACCAUUGAUAUUUGAAAUACUUACUCAUCUUCCUACAAAGGAUGCUGUAAGAACAAGCGUUUUGUCCACAAGAUGGAGAUAUCUUUGGCAAUCAGUUCCUGGAUUGGACUUAGCCAUCUGCAAUUUCUCAAAUGUCAAUGCCUUUGUGAGUUUUGUUAAAAGGUUUCUUGAUUCCCAAGAGUCGUCUUGGAUACGCAAACUUCGGUUAUAUUUGGGUUAUCGUCAUAUUAUAUGUGAUCUCAUACCAUGGAUUGAUGCUGUGACUAGUCGUAGGAUUCAGCAUCUUGAUGUUGAUUAUUACAGCGGUGAUGGUAUACCCGUGAGCAUAUAUACAUGUGAGACACUAGUACACUUACGACUUUGUUGGUGUAGCUUGCCUAAUGCCGAGUUUGUUUCCUUACCUUGUCUGAAGAUCAUGCAUUUAGAGCGUGUUAGAUUUACUAGUGAUACCACACUUGAGAAACUAAUCUCAGGCUCUCCAGUUCUGGAAGAUUUAAAACUCUCUUGUUCGAAUCAUAAGGCAAUACAAGUUCGUUCUCAUAAGAUAAAGCGAAUCGACAUCGAUAUGGAUGAGUCUAGUGAAGUUGUUAUUGAUGCACCUCUUCUCCAGUGUCUGAGGACUAAGAUAGCCUCAACAAAACAGUUUCGGAUCAACAAUUUGGGUUUCCCUGCCAAACUUGAUAUUGAUUUGCAAUUGUGGCGCGGCCGCCCCAUGGUGAAACCCCCUAAAAAGGUGAUUCGCGAUAUCCUCACCGACAUUCGGAGGGUCAGGGAUCUAGUUAUUACUAGUAAUAUUUGGAAGGAAUUCUCUCUAUACACAAAAUCGAGACCAGUGCGUCAUUUUCGUAAUCUAUCCCGCUUGAAUGCUAGAUUUGCUAUAUGUGAUCUUGAAAUGCUACCAACUCUUCUUCAGAGCUGCACAAAGCUAGCAUCUCUCACAUUGGAUAUAUUCAGGUACGCAUACGUACGUGAUGAGGAGAAGAGACAACCAAAUGUGAUGUUUGCAGCAGUGCCUCCGUGUUUGGUAUCAUCUCUUAAGUUUGUCGAACUGAAACUUCGAAUCGUGAUAUGGGAAGAAGAAAUAAUGAAGCUAGUAAGUUACUUGCUGAAAAGUUCAACAAUCCUGGAGAAAUUAAGGCUCAAUGUUCGCAACAGGGAAAAGGAAAAGUUUGACUACCGUACAGAAGUCCUUGCAAUGACAAGAUGCUCUAGCGCUUGUGAAGUCAUUGUUCUUUAAGUUACUUAACAAAAUGUCGUUUAAAUUACUUUCUUUUA
This is a messenger RNA of Capsella rubella, 1470 nucleotides long. Its product is annotated as F-box/FBD/LRR-repeat protein At1g51370. Gene Ontology annotation, molecular function: protein binding. The record is from RefSeq and is a predicted model, not a curated record. The transcript is spliced from 3 exons. The coding region runs from base 131 to 1432 and encodes 433 amino acids. NCBI's taxonomy places the organism in Eukaryota, Viridiplantae, Streptophyta, Magnoliopsida, Brassicales, Brassicaceae.